AUGAACCCGACCUUCAUCAAAUCGCUGCGCGCCACCGCCGACGCCGAUCCCUACACCAUCGCCAAGGCGGGAGCCGCCUUUCUGGAAAGCGCGCCUGCCAGCGCCGACGAUGACGCGCUCAUCGGCACUUAUGAUGCGCAGGGCGCGACAUCCGGCGACAUGGCGGACGUGAUCCAGGGCGGAUGGGGCGAGGUCAAGCUCGGCGGCACGGUUGCCGCAGGCGACAUGCUUACGGCGGACGCCAGCGCCCAUGCGGUCAAGAUCGCAGCCGGUGAAACCAAGCGCACCAUUGGCAUGGCCAUGGCCCCCGGCGUCGAUGGCGACGUCAUUCCCUAUCUCGCCCAGCCGGGCGCGGCAGCCGUUCCGGCAGCCGUCUGA
This is a messenger RNA of Effrenium voratum, 378 nucleotides long. Lineage: Eukaryota; Dinophyceae; Suessiales; Symbiodiniaceae. The record is from the annotation of a GenBank genome assembly.